Pyrgilauda ruficollis (rufous-necked snowfinch) is the source of this 570-nucleotide messenger RNA. It is a transcript of the gene RPL14, whose product is annotated as ribosomal protein L14. Gene Ontology annotation, biological process: translation; ribosomal large subunit biogenesis. Gene Ontology annotation, cellular component: ribosome; cytosolic large ribosomal subunit. Gene Ontology annotation, molecular function: structural constituent of ribosome; RNA binding. The record is from RefSeq and is a predicted model, not a curated record. NCBI's taxonomy places the organism in Eukaryota, Metazoa, Chordata, Aves, Passeriformes, Passeridae. The coding region runs from base 104 to 493 and encodes 129 amino acids. The transcript has 4 exons.
UCUAAAUCAAAAGCAGUGAGAAAUCUGCUGCAAACUGCCCACAUUUGUUUCCCUUUUUCAGGCACUGGUGGAUGGCCCCUGCAGUGGUGUCAGGAGGCAGGCCAUGCCCUUCAAGUGCAUGCAGCUGACUGACUUUGUCCUGAAGUUCCCACACAGCGCUCGUCAGAAGUGUGUGCGACUUGCCUGGGAGAAGGAAAAUAUAAAUGAAAAAUGGUCAGCAACAAGAUGGGCAAAGAAGAUUGAGGCCCGAGAAAAGAAAGCCAAAAUGACUGACUUUGAUCGCUACAAGGUGAUGAAAGCGAAGAAAAUGAGAAACAGAAUCAUCAAGCAUGAAAUGAAGAAGCUCCAGAGGUUGGCUGCCAAAAAAGGCAAGAAACCUGGGAAGCCAGGGAAGCCAGAGAAGGCAGCAAAGGGCAAAAAGCCAGAGAAGGCACCCAAGGCUAAGAAGCCAGAGAAGGCACCAGCACCGAAGGCACAGAAGGCACAGAAAUAAAAUUAACUUCUCAUUAUGUAUAAUUCUGUGUCCUUGUUCUAAUUUUAAAAUUACAAACAUUUGAUUUCAAUUUUAAA